This is a messenger RNA of Schistosoma turkestanicum, 921 nucleotides long. NCBI's taxonomy places the organism in Eukaryota, Metazoa, Platyhelminthes, Trematoda, Strigeidida, Schistosomatidae. The record is from the annotation of a GenBank genome assembly.
AUGCAUUCAAUUUUAUUCGAUAUUCAUUUUGUUUCAAUGAAUUAUAUGCUACUAAAGAACUAUUUAAGUAGUUUAAAAUUUUUAUUUAAAAUAAAAUACAACAAUAUGUGUUUAAUUGCUAUCAUUGAAAGAUUUUUACCAGAAAAUUAUUUCAAUUCUGGUUUAAUCGAUGCUCAAGUUGAUCAGCUUGUAUUGAAAGAAAUAGUACAUGAAAAAUUACCCCGACUAUCCACACACAUCAAACGUUUGGGUAUUGAUAUAUCAGCUGUGACAUUAAAUUGGUUUUUGGCGGUAUUCUAUGAUUCAGUACCUUUUGAAACAUUGAUACGUAUUUGGGAUGUGUUUCUACUGGAAGGUUCUGAAACAUUAUUUCGAUUUGCAGUGGCAAUUUUAAAACGUAAUCAAAAUAUGCUGUUGGAACAACACGAUACAAUCAGUUUUUGGAAAUGUUUAAAAGCAACCACACGAUUAACUUAUGAUGUGGAUGGUUUGAUUAAAACAGCUUUUGAAGAACUUCGUCCAUUUCCUAAACCACAACUCAUUGCCACUCGUCGUGCAUAUCAUUAUGAAAUAUUAAAUAAGAAAAUGUUUAUUAAAAAAGGAUAUUGGCAAAAUGUUAUGAAAGGAUCAUCGGAUGAAUUUAUCGAUAAUCAUCAUCAUAUUCAAUACAAACGAUCGAAUAAAGAAAAUCAAGCUGUCAUACAAGCAAUCACAUUUUAUGAUAAUGAACAUUUAUGGAUUUGUUAUGGGGAUAAAUCAUAUAGUCAAAUAUCAGAAGUUGUUGUUACAACUAAUUGUAUGCAAAGUAUUGGUUAUGAAUUGGAAUCACGUGUCAGUUGUAUGUGUGCAUUUAAUCCUGAAAUCAUUCUACUUGGAAUGAUGUCGAAACAAUUGUGCGCUUAUUCAAUUAAACAAAAGUAA